AUUUUGCACCUGAGCCGCAUCAGAGUUGCCAAAGAGCUGCAUGCUGCUCCAGAGCCGCGGAGCCGCGGGUUGCCAACCCCUGUUCUAGGACCACAUUGAGAAUUGUCCAUCUGAUUUGAAGAAGUACUUGGGUGUCCUACUGAGAACAGACCUUCCAAUGGUGUCUCUAAACCAGAAGACACCGUCUUCUCCAGUCAGCUACAACGCCACAGGUUUCUACCCCGACAAAGCCGUCAUGUUUUGGAAGAAAGACGGCGAGAAGCUCCUUGAGGGUGUGAAGCAAAUAGAAAUGCUCGAAAACCAGGAUGGAACCUUCCAGAUGUCGGUGGACCUGAAUGUGAAGGUCGACAUGGAGGACGGGUACGAAUGUGUGUUUCAGCUGACUGGUGUCAAGGAGGACAUCGUCACCAAGCUGGAGAGCAGAAGCAUCUUGAGCAACUUGAGCGGUGAAGACCUCAAUACAUCGACAUCUGGUGACAGAACCAUUAAGAGCCAAACCACGAUCCCACCUAGUACUACCAGUAGCACCUUGGAUGUCACCACUGAGAGCAACAAAGCCACCACCCGACCUAGUACCACCAGUGGCACCUCGGAUGUCACCACUGAGAGCAACAAAGCCACCACCACACCAACUCCUGGGCUCAACAAGACCACAGAUCUCCUGGAAGACAAGGUGUGCGUCGGCUGUGUUGUUGCCACGACACUGGUCCUUACAACGGUGAUCUAUCAUCAUCACCAUCGUGAUGGUCAAGCGUUACAGAGAGAGACAUGCUCAUACCCAUCAUCUGCUGUAUCAUCUGUUCCUGAAGUGAACACAGCUGAUCCUGGAUCGACAGUGCAACCGGCAGCUUCUGACCCUGGUUUGAAGAUGCAACCGACAACUACAGAGCCUGGCUUGACAGUGCAAGCAGCUGCAACAGUUACUACCGUGUCAGAAGCCAACCCUCAAUCGAGUUCUGAAGCAGCAUCAAAGAAAUUCCCUGUUCCUGCGUGGCAAGCUGUGCGUCCCGUCCUCCUAUUUCCUCCCUGGUUCUCUGGCUGCCCUUGGAUCUCGACCCCCUUGCUUUGGACAUGAACCUGUUGACGCCUCGCUUAGCCCUUGACUUCCUGCUCGUCUCACGGACCUCUGAGCUCCCUUGUCCUCCUGAUCUUCCGCC
This is a messenger RNA of Nerophis ophidion (straightnose pipefish), 1157 nucleotides long. RefSeq names its product mucin-2-like. Gene Ontology annotation, biological process: immune response. The coding region runs from base 158 to 1075 and encodes 305 amino acids. The record is from RefSeq and is a predicted model, not a curated record. The transcript has 6 exons. Lineage: Eukaryota; Metazoa; Chordata; Actinopteri; Syngnathiformes; Syngnathidae. Gene Ontology annotation, cellular component: external side of plasma membrane.